CAAUUUUUUUUCUUCUUUUUCCCUUUAUUUUAAAUUGGUGUAAUUUUGUAAUGUAACGCUUUCUUCCACUCUCAUUUCCUCGUCGUACUCUGUCCCUUUCUCUUUCUCUCUCUUCCACUGGCUACCGUCCCACCCGGUGCCGCUCUCACACGUGCCCCCUCCUCCCAAAGACUCCGUCGCACGUGCCGUCCCUCACCCAUACAACUCCCUUUCUGUGGUGCAACAAAUAAAAGUUAGAGAGAGAAUAAUAACUCAUGGAAGCAAUAUAUAUGGAGAUAGAUAGAUAGAGAGAGAGAGAGAAAGAGAGAGUGUAGGUAUGCGUUUGUGUGUGAAGGGUGAGAGAUAGAAAGAGAGAGAGAGAGAGAGAGAAAGAGUUGAUAAAAGCAUAAUUUUUUUUCUUGGUGUUUGAAGGGGCAUGUAGAUGCAGUAGCUAUAGAUUGGUUUAUGGAUACCCUUCUUUAUCUUUCUUUCUAUCUGGUUUUGUUUGAAAUCUGAAACUUCAAGAUCGGUUUUGGGUGAGUGAAUCUUCUGGUGGGAUUCUGUUUUGCACCGAUGAGGAUCCGGAAAAGGCCGGUGCUUUUCCCGUCGUCGGUCUCGCCGUUGCCUCUGUCAGAUCCACACCUGAUCAGCCGGUCGCCGGUGGUGGUGCAACUAAGCGAGGCUGCUUCCACGGCAGCGAAACGUCCUUCUUCUCCUUCUUCUGCAGUGCUCCAUCGCCAUGCUGGUUCGUGGAGCUUGGAUCGUUGCCAGCCAUCUGAUCAGUCUCUCCCUUCGAUCGGGAAGCCAAGCAACGGCUGGGAUGAUCCCUCCGGCAUCGGUGAAAGUGGGGCACACAGACAGCACAACAAGCAAGACCCUUUGGAGGAGGUUAUUGUUGGAAGGGAAGAAAGUGGAGAAGACUCCGGAGAGAAGGGUAAUCAUACCAGGAAAGGACGCAACUUGGGUUUGGAAACUCUAGCCGGGGUGGUGUCACCGUUAAGCCCUUCUUCUACUCAAGACAGAUGGUACGAGGAAGAGAAAGUUAUUCCGCUGAAGAAAAGGAGAGGGGCAUUCGAGGAGAAUAAUACUGCUGCCACCCAUAGCAGGAAGACGAAGGCGAAGAUGAAGACGAAGAUGAACAAGAAGUGUUCCUCUCGCAACGAGGAUAGCACGGAAGAGGAAAACGAAGAAGAAAAGGGAGAAGAAACGAAAGUGGAUGAUGUAAACGUGAAUGUGAGUAAGAAGAGGGUAAGGGGUAGUGCACUCAUGGAAGGUUCUAGGUGCAGUCGUGUGAAUGGGAGGGGAUGGAGGUGCUGUCAGCAAACUCUGGUUGGUUACUCGCUGUGUGAGCAUCACUUGGGGAAGGGAAGACUCAGAAGCAUGACAAGUGUUAGAAGCCGUUCCAUUGCAUCAACUGCACCAAAGAAGGUGCACGUACACCACCACCAUUCUUCUUCUUCUUCUUCUUCUCUAGAGAAGCAAAAUACGAGUGUUGAUGAGCCCUUUGGGGAGGAGGAGGAGGAGGAGAAGAAGCCGGAGAUAAUCACGAAGAAGAGGAUGAAGCUGGGCGUUGUAAAAGCGCGUUCCAUAAGCAGCUUGCUAGGACAAACCAACACCCAGAUUGCUGCUGUAGCUCAUGAGAAUAGCAAGUAAGUAUAAUAAGUACAAGUGCAGAAAACGGUUAUUAUUUCAUGUACUUGUGGCUGAGAGAAAUUUUUAACGCUGGAGUUUGUCCUAAUACUUGGUGCCACUGAAUCAUGUGUCAACUUGGUGUGGUGUUUUACUUUGUUUCGGUAUCAUGUUUAUAUUUUACUUGGGCAAUUGCUUA
Molecule: messenger RNA, 1807 nt
Organism: Vigna umbellata (rice bean)
Lineage: Eukaryota; Viridiplantae; Streptophyta; Magnoliopsida; Fabales; Fabaceae
Source: RefSeq, a predicted model, not a curated record